AUGGGUCUUUUUGACAAGUUUGCGUUUGCAAAGCGCCAUGAACGGACACCAGAAGAGCGAGCCUACGUGCGAAAGCUCGACAUCUGCCUCAUGACCUUUGGGUGCAUAUCGCAGAUCAUGAAAUAUCUGGAUCAGACCAACAUCAACAAUGCCUACGUCUCGGGGAUGAAGGAGGAUCUCCAGCUCUAUGGCGACGAGCUUAAUUAUUUUACUACAUUCUUCCUCCUGGGCAACCUCAUCAUGGUUGUUCCCUCCCAGAUCGCCCUGACGUAUAUUCCCCCAAACUGGUGGCUUCCGGGCCUCGAGAUAACCUGGGGCGUCCUGACGGGUCUGUUCGCCGUGACGAAGAACGCGCGCGACAUCUAUGCGCUGCGCUUCUUUCUCGGAAUGUGUGAGAGCAGCGCGUGGCCAGGCAUGAUGACGAUGAUGAUCUACUGGUAUACGCCAAGUGAGAUUGCGAAGCGUAUGGGCAUCUAUCAGUGUUCCCAGGCGGUUGGGUCCAUGAUGUCGGGCGCUCUAGCGAUCUCUGUCGUCAAGACCAUGGAUGGCAAAGGUGGCCUGGCGGCCUGGAGGUGGUUAUUUAUCGUGGAGUGUCUCAUGACCGUCGUCGUGGGAUGCUUUGGAUUCUUGAUGGUCCCCGGCCUGCCGCACAAGCCCAACCCCUGGGCAUUUUGGUUCAAGGAGAGUGACGCAAAGCUGGCCAUGAAGCGCCUCCACCGCCACGGCAAGCAAGAGCCCGUUAAGAUCACGCUCAAGACGAUCAAACGAUCGCUGGCCUCGCCCCUCUUCUACGCCAUCGUGCCGCUGUCCAUGGGUGCCAACAUGGCCAACUAUGGAAUGUACUACUUUGGAGUCUUCCUCAAGUCGCUCAAGAACGCCGAUGGCACCCCGAGGUGGAACGUGACCGAGGUCAAUGGCAUCCCUAUCGGCGGUAGUGGAGUGUCUAUCGUUGCUCUGUUGAUUUUCACCAACCUCUCGGAUCUUUUCCAGUCGCGCUGGACAAUCUUUAUGGCUCAGGCCAUAAUCGGCCUCUUCGCCACCAUAUACAUGACGGUGUGGACAGCUCACCCGGACACGACGCCUAUUGGUGGUGCCUACGCUAGCUACUUUAUGCUCUACAUGACAAUUGGUGUUACACUGAUUGUUACGGCUUGGUUGUCGGAUCUUCUCCCGCACGACCCCGACUCUGUUACCUUCAUCAUCGGCGCCACGGUGGCACUCAACUUUGCCAUCCUGUCUUGGGCACAGGCGUUGAUGUGGCCCGCGUCGAAAGCUCCUUACUACGUGCACGGCUGGGGAUCCUCGAUCGGCAUCUGGCUGUUCUGCAUGCUUAUGGUCGCUGCCGUCUGGUACAUCGACCGCAGGUACCUCAAAGCGAAGCGACAGGCGUUCCGCGAGACGCUCAUCAACACCGACGUCGAGGAGAGCGACAAGGUGGGCCCUGCUAGCCGUCAGGACGAGGGAGAGCCUGAGCUGGCCGACAAGGGCCCUGCUAUUCCCCAGGCAGCAGAGGCCAAGCAGACUGUUUGA
Messenger RNA from Pyricularia oryzae 70-15, 1530 nucleotides. RefSeq lists its product as uncharacterized. Gene Ontology annotation, molecular function: transmembrane transporter activity. Gene Ontology annotation, biological process: transmembrane transport. Gene Ontology annotation, cellular component: membrane. Lineage: Eukaryota; Fungi; Ascomycota; Sordariomycetes; Magnaporthales; Pyriculariaceae. The record is from RefSeq and is a predicted model, not a curated record. The coding region runs from base 1 to 1530 and encodes 509 amino acids. The transcript is spliced from 9 exons.